Molecule: messenger RNA, 582 nt
Organism: Coccidioides posadasii C735 delta SOWgp
Lineage: Eukaryota; Fungi; Ascomycota; Eurotiomycetes; Onygenales; Onygenaceae
Biological process (GO): mitochondrial respiratory chain complex I assembly
Cellular component (GO): membrane; mitochondrion
Source: RefSeq, a predicted model, not a curated record
AUGAGUGUCAACAGUCUUUGGUUCAAGUGGAAGAGCUUAAGACUCCCGUGGCGGAGAUUUUUCUUGGUCGGCCAGGAUCUGGCCGGCAACACCUUCUGGGAAUUCAAGGACGCUGCCAAUUCCUCACGGCUCAGGCGCAUCGUGAAAUACAAUCCAAAGACCCAUUAUGCAGAUGUCAAGGUAUCACCGCAAUGGCACCAGUGGCUGCGACAUGUUCGGCCAGAACCCCCUUCGAUAGCAGAACAGCAGCAGGAGCUUGUACGCCAAGAGCAGAUCAAGUAUCUCGCCAAACUUGCCGAUGAACGAUGGGCCAGCAAGCCUUCGUAUCUCGACAAGCCACAGGAACAGCAGCCGGGACCUGCGAUCGAAUCGAGAACGCCGGCAUACCAUACCGGCCCGAAACCAACCGCCGAACAGGCCGGUGUGCGCUCAGCGAUCGGUAGCGAAGCCGAACUGCAGCAGCAAGGGACGACGAAGAAGAAGAAGAGGAAGAUAAAGACUAGUCCUUGGGAAGGGGAAUCCGGUGCGCCGGGCGAAAAAUGGCAACCGGAGGCGUGGAAUCCUUCUGCGGCAAAAAGAUAA